Molecule: messenger RNA, 3766 nt
Organism: Asterias rubens (European starfish)
Lineage: Eukaryota; Metazoa; Echinodermata; Asteroidea; Forcipulatida; Asteriidae
Product: gem-associated protein 4-like
Exons: 14
Coding region: 148-3495 (1115 amino acids)
Biological process (GO): rRNA processing; spliceosomal snRNP assembly
Cellular component (GO): SMN complex
Source: RefSeq, a predicted model, not a curated record
GGCGCCCACUGACCAAAUCAAAAAGUAACUCCGCUGCAAUUUCAAACAGGUUUUUACUACAUUUCAUCACAUUAAACUUGCAGAAUAAAUUACUGAGUUGACGCCUAACACUUAUGCUUACAUCUCAGCUAUAAUCUGUUGCCUUCUAUGAUGCAUUUUGAAGCUGAAAUCGCUCUUCUUCAGAGCAGUUUUUAUUGCUUUACCGACUGCACAAACAAGGCAUUGCCGUUGGAACAGCGGGUAAACGUCAACGCUGUGUGUCACGCAAUAACAGAGGUAGUCCAAGGUCUGGACAGGGAUCGGAGCGACGGUGAGCAACUGCACUGGCACUUCAAGCUUCAUGCCAUCUUACUUUGCAAGUUGCUUAAGAAAAAAAAUAAGAAAAAAUGCAGAAAAAACAGAAUGGCAGAAGAAGAAGAGAGAAGAAAACCACAUCCACAUCCUUCGUUGACAUCUGAUAAUGUUGUCGACUGUGCAAUGAAGGGUUUUGAUGGAGUUAUGAGAGCGAUACCAGAUUGUGUUGAUCUUGAUCUCUACCUUGCAGUAGCCAAGAAUUUGGAAUGGGGACAUCUUUGUUCACAGGUACUCCUCUCCCUUCAUAGGGAAGUGGCCAAGGUGUUGCUUCAAGACAUCUCCUCAACCUGCAUCUCUGAGGGUCAUCAGGAGUUCCUCAUGAGUAUCCUGAUAAGUGUUCUCAGGCAAGUUCAUCUCGACACUAAAAAACCUGAAAUUCGCACCACAACAAACAAACCAUCAUGCACUGCUGCUGAUGGUACUGGAGCUCUUCAACUAGUCAUGUCUACCUGCCAGCAAAUCCUCACAAUGAAAUCCGAGAUUACCAAAAAGACAAUGAGGUCUGAGGUGAUUGAAGCCUUAAAGGAAUGCCUCACCAACCUAGUCCAAGAAUUGUUUCCAACAGAAAGACAUCCAGAAGUUAACAUUACAGAUCCCACAAAACAUUCAACAAAAGCACACCCAUUACUGUCACUACUAAGUACAGGCUCAAACUGUCUGAGUGAAGUUUACUCUCUUCACCAAAUCUGUUCAACAAAUCUUGGAGAUCAUCUUGGUUCUUCUCCUUAUAAAGAGGAAGUCAAAACUGCAUCACUGGCAGACAGUAGUAAAGAGGAAGACAGUACAAAGUCUGUAAACUCAAACUCCUUACUAAUGGCUGUGUCGACUUUGGUUUCUACUUUACGAGAUAUCCUACUUGAAGACUGGACUGACUUCUUCACGAUCCCUUCUUCAGAUGUCUUACUCUGUGAGGAAAUGGCAUCUUCAGUCAGUAACAUUCCUCACCCACCGCUUGAUGUGCCAAAUGAGAUUGCACGACUGGGUAGGAGUACCUUACAGUCACUUCAGAGGCUUGGACAUCAUCUUGAUCAGCUGCCACUUGAAACCACACACUCAAUUCAAAAACAUUGUGAUGAUCUGAUUGGCUAUAUCUCUGGUCAGCUGGACCAAUGGGGAGAUGUAGAGGAUGAAAUGACGUCAGCUGGUUCAGCGACUGAUACAUACAGUAGAAACACAUGGCUGGAGGAAGCUAUUGGCAAGGUGGAUGGAAGAUUAAAUGAGUAUGAAGAUUACCUUGGUCAGCUUAUGUCAUCCCAUGACCUGUGGGAGGAAGAGUCAUGGAUAGAAUGUCUAGAAAGGAACACUGCCAUUUUGGCUAAUCCAAGGUUUGUCAAACAGCUUAUUGACAUUGUCAUGGUGAUGGAUCAACAAUAUUUUUCUGAGGGUAUAAUUCAGAGAGUUUUAAAGGUCUUCCUUGGAAGCUACGCACCUCUGCCGUUCUUGCUUCAGAACACACUCCGGGAUCAUCUUUGGACUCAGUCUGCCGGAGUCACCAUCUUCACCAGACACCCCGUGCAGAACGUAGACCAUGAGUUAACCUCCCUCUUUAACAGACUGGUCGCCUUGGCGCAGGGUCUGGAAAACACCGAGGUUUUCCAAGCGUUAUCCUGCGUGGCCAUACAAUCUCCCACUAAAACCUUACAUCAGGCUGUCCAGAGAGCAGUUUCUAAUGCAUCAGUAUGCCAAGCAGUCUGUCAGGUUUUGCAGGCUAUGCCCUCACUGGCGACCUUCAAACUUCAUGGAGAUCAGUGGCCAUUACUGUGUCACCUCAUCCUGGAAACUGGUGGGAACCUGUCAACUUCAACAAAUGAGGAAGCAAAUCUCUUACAGCUGGUAACCACACUACUGCAGCCGUACAGACCGUUUCUGGAUCCACUAGGUCCAUUCUGGAUGCCACCAGUUCUUUCUACUCGAGCAGUUUGCCAAGUGUGUGUUUUGCCAAAUCUUGAAACCUCUCCACAAAAUGGUGGUCGGAUGGACAUAUUGACAGCUUUGAAACUACUUAAGGAGUUACUGAACAUAAGAGACAAUUCUGAUGCGAUGAUAAACGUCCUAGGAUCGUCACCGUUUCCCAUCAUGCUUUGCCUUUGUGACCUCCUCGAUGGAUGUCAUCUUCUAUGGGAUGGUGUCGUCACGGCAACACAGAGUACUGAUAUGAAGGAAGUUGUGCUUUGCCUUCUGGGAAGGAUUGCGAGAAUCAUCAAGGAGAAGCAUAAUCAAGGCAAUAACUGCGCAGAACAUGGGGUAGCCUGGCUCUUGAACCGUGUCUCUGUCACACUACACUGGACGACAUCUCUUUAUGUGAAUGAGUUAAUGUCAGAGCUACUGCCUCAGCAAAAAAAGACUAUUCCAGAGUGCUUGUUCGACAUCUGCAACUUCCCUGAUUCUUCCUGGUAUCCUGUAGCAUCUGAUGACACUUCAAGAGCUCUACCUUUGGUCGAGACACUGACAGAUUUACUACAGUGUAGUCGAGUUUCAGACAAAAUGGUUGACAUUUUGGUCCAGGGUCUUCAAGUGAAGGAGAUUCCCCAUCAGAGUUUCCAAGAGGCAAUCACGCUGGCCCUUGUACAGGUGUUGCCCCACUGCAUCAUGGGAGAAUGGCAAUGCAUCAUGGGAAUGCUGAAGCAACUUCUAGCCAAUGAGAUCCUCUGCGUGCCGUGCAGCACGCAGUAUUUGACAGAACUUCCUAUGGUGAAUAUUUCAGGGUUCAAAGUUCACCUCAGCCUUUCUCAGCUGCUUCUAUCGGUGAUGCAACUUCUGACCAGCCCCUGCUGUCAAGACUGGGCAACCCCACAGCUUCUCCAUCAUGUGACCCGUUGCCACGUUAACACCAUGCAGAGUUUAACCCCUGAGAUAUUGACCUCUGACCUUCACAAUGAAUCAGCGAGCCUGUUUGUGAUUGGUCAGUUCUUUUGCCACACAUGCGAGGUGAUCAGUGUACUACCAACACAUGAACUGAAGGAACAAGUUUUCGUCUUGACAUUGCAGUUCAUGUCACAUCUGGAGGAAAUGAUGAAUCAUUCAAAAGAUGUAAAUCAAGAGUGGACUAAUCAGAAGGCACUAUUGGAACUUGUAGCCAAUCAGAAGCUAGCAGGGGAGCAGAAGAAAACACUUCUUCAAAAGAUCACCAAUAUAUCAUAAAUACAUUUUUUGGUUGAACAAAGAAACAUCAACUAGUUUGGGACUUGACCCGAUGACCUGUACCAACUCUACAAACUGAGCUACAUAACAUGUAUCUAGCCCACUGUAUGGCGAAUUCCCUUUUUUUGUCAAUAGCUUUGUUUGGUGGUGCUAGUCAGAAGACAUACAACCUAAAACUGCCAUGUAGCCAGGGAUCACCCCCAAGUUUAUGAUACACCAUGGGAAGCGGCAGCAGAUGCAACUUAAAGUUUCAAAUAUCAAGUAUAAACAC